Sphaeroforma arctica JP610 is the source of this 651-nucleotide messenger RNA. RefSeq lists its product as hypothetical. The record is from RefSeq and is a predicted model, not a curated record. The transcript has a single exon. NCBI's taxonomy places the organism in Eukaryota, Ichthyosporea, Ichthyophonida. The annotation marks the transcript as partial.
AUGGACAUGGAUACCGACAGAGCAGCACUGGCCAAUAGCAGUACUCGAACUAAAAGCACUAGUGCUGGCGUCCGAGUACUUCGACAAGCACAACUCCAUUGGCAAGACUUCACUCCUCUGGCUGACGGACUCCACGACUGCUCUUCAUGCUCUUCGAAAACGCAGGAGCCAAUCACGAUUGAUGAACGCACACCCCCGGCGACUGGUCUGGUAUUGUCACCAGAACCAAGUACUAAGGCCUGUAGCCCUGGGCUACAUGUCAGGACAAUGAAACCUCGCAGCAGAUAUGCUUUUGCGGGGGGGGGGGGGGGACGACUACUGCAGUACCAUUGGACAGUGACGUCAGAGGCCAUUCUGCAACUAUUCUGCAAAUGGCAGAUAGUACAGAACCCAGCCGACCAAAGAUAUCCGGACAGCUACUACUUGGGAAAGGCACAUCAAGCACACGUCAGCUUUGCCAACCCCUUUCACCCCAAAUGGGAUCAAACCCUCGAACUGCUAGCACCUCCGGAAACCAUGCUCGGCCAGAUACUACAAGAGCUAGACCGUCGACUACAACGAGCAGUCAUCAUCAUACCAAUUUGGUGGAAAGCCAUAUGUUGGCCGCACAUCGUCAGACACGGCCUCGACCUUACAAUCCUCGACGACGGG